Messenger RNA from Nerophis lumbriciformis (worm pipefish), 1679 nucleotides. It is a transcript of the gene vstm4a, whose product is annotated as V-set and transmembrane domain containing 4a. Gene Ontology annotation, cellular component: membrane. Lineage: Eukaryota; Metazoa; Chordata; Actinopteri; Syngnathiformes; Syngnathidae. The record is from RefSeq and is a predicted model, not a curated record.
AGUAGGAACAGAGCAUGUACUGUUUCAUAUUACGGCGAAAAGAAGAGAAAGAGGGGAAGAGUUAAUGCGGCCAAAGGCUCUGCUGGGUCGUGCAGUCGUGCUCCGCUUGUUUAGGCGCGCUGCAGUUUUCUGGGUUUAUGGAUUCACUGAGAGAGGACAAUGUACAUCUCUGUAGUGCUGCUGGUCCUGAUUAAAGCUCUGCUCACAGAAGUAUGCCAUGCCUUAAAUGUGACAGUGAUCCCCGGACCUGUUGUCACGGCAACCGAGCGGGCGAACCUGACACUGUCCUGCCUAGUGUCUCAGAGAAAGAGGAGCAGCAGCGUCCUCGUCCUCCGAUGGUUCGUCUCCCCUUUGGCUGCUCCCUCCCUCGCACCCCCUUUACCUUCUCCGUCUACCUCCACUGCGGCCCCCGAGCCCUCCCAGUUCCUCAUCGUCAAGAUGAGCAUGAAAAAAAUCAAGCUGUACGGGAACUACACCCGCCGCUUCCCCCAGCCCAAGUUUCGCCUUUACGAGCAAACGGAAGGAGAGGUGUACCGCUUGAAGAUUCUCAACGUGAGCGGGACGGACCAGGGCUUCUACACAUGUCGAGUGCACGAGAUAAGGAAAACCAGGAACGUAUGGAGGGCCUCGUCUAAUGGUUCUGCCACCACACAGCUGACAGUGCAUUUUACUCUGGAGGCUCGUAGCAGUGAAGGAAUUUGGCAUCUGUUAUCAGACGUAAACGUGUGCGCUGUGGUGAUCUGCUCGCUGGGAUUGCUCUCCAUCUUCCUCUUCACGCUCACUCUCACCAUCCAGUACUUCUACAGGAGACAGAGGCUAAAAGCAAGUUACCUACUGGUCAGGUGUCCAGAGAGCAGUUCAGGAGAAACUGUGACCAGCUCCGGGAGUUCUUCCAGUUCCUCCCCAAAAACACAAAAGAAAGACACGGGGCAGAAGAGUGUUAUAAAAGUGGCAUUAAAACCCCCAAAAGUGCCUGAGAAACCACUACCACAAACUCCAGUUAAAGCACCUGCGGCUUCCAAAAGACCCCAAAAGCCUAAAAGGUCAAAAGCUAACAAAAGAAGGUCUACCACAGCUCGAGCACCCAAGGAGGACAGUCUAACCUAUGCGGAGCUGGAGCUGGUGCGGCCCAAUCUGGAACCAGCGGCUUCAGCCAGCCCCGACCCCGCCGCCUGCAGCCCAGACACAGUGUACGCUCAGAUCCUCUUCCAGGAGAAACAGCUGUAAACACAGUAGCUCUCAACACAUGGAUUUCCAUGGUACCUCCCGGGGAGGAGUACAGAAUGAGGUCUGGACUGAGAAAGUAUAUUUAUGAACAUGCAAUCUUGACAAUUAGGCAUUUGUUUCAGCCUUAAUAAGGGUUUGUGUGUCUUUAACCGCCUGGUUCCAGUCCAGCUUAAGUCCUAUUGUUGUUUGGUUUGUCUGCAUCUCCGGCCUGUCAGCCAGAUGUUCAUAAAAAUGCUCUGUUAUUGUUCUGUGGAUGCUCUGGAGGUUUUGUAGAAAGAAAUGAUUGUUUUUGCUCCUUUUCUGCUAUGUCCUAAGAUAGGGCAGCUUUGUACAUUCUCCAAUAGUUACAGAGGAGAAAUAAACGUAGUUAAUACUAAUAAAAUCAUGCCUAGGUGAAGAUGGAUAUCUUUGCUUCGCAUUAAAAAUGUUUUUUUUUUUAUAAAUGUUCUGGU